AAAAUUUUCAUUUCUUGCAAUAUCAUGAAGUCAAAUUAAGCAUUUAAUUGUUCAAUUAAUAAAAAAUCACUUUCAUUAGGAACAUCAUUGUAAUUAACUAAUUUUAAUGUAUUUUGUUAAUAAAUUUUAAAUCAAAUUUUUAUUUUAAUAUUAUCAUGUUAAUCAACAUGUACAAUUGUCUUAACUCAAGACUACUAAUCGCUUUGGUCUUAAUUGUUGGCGUCUCUGGGGAUGAAAAUAAUUACGAUUCACUUAAUUGUAAUUUUGAUAAUGAUACUUGCGGUUGGAAGGAUCUUAAUCAUGUUUGGACAAUCGGAAGCUCAACUAGUUCUCAACACAAUUUAACCUGGACACCAAUUCAAGGUGAUCAUAACCAUGGACCUGGUGGUUACGCUUACCUUGAUCCAAUCAGAUUGUGGUCCUCAAAAUCACGAACAGGAUCAUUGAUUAGUCCAGAAUUGAAAGGGUCCGAAGCUUGUUUAACCUUCUGGUAUUAUAUGUUUGGCCUGGAACCCGGUGAAAUGACCGUUAUCCAGUCGAUAGGUGAAGAUAGUGACACAAUUGUUUGGAAACGUCAAAGUAAUUUUGGUCGCCAAUGGAUGAAGUCGAGUGUUAAUUUAGUUGCUGGCAACAACUUCGAACCUUGGACAGUUUCAUUCAUUGUUUCAUACGCUGAUGUGAAUCAUGAAAUAUUGACCAUUGACGAUACCAAAUUAUCGAGUGGACCUUGUUCAUCAUUCGAAAUGUGCGAUUUUGAAACUUCAAAUUGUCUUUUAACAAACGAAUCGUUUGGUGCUUCAUUUUGGUCAGUUGGUCCAGUUUAUAAACUUAAUCAUCCGUUAAUAGUGACUGAUCACUCGACUCAGACAGAAACGGGUCACAUCGCUUACAUUCGUGGUAUUGGGGCCAAAGAUGUGGCCAUUUUGCAGACAGAAACUUUCAACCACACUGGUCAUCGGUGUUUAAAGUUUUGGUACACAUCGACUUCCGACUCGUUUCAAAUGGAAAUUAACCAAGUUGAUCAGGAGCACAAUACAAAUUACCAAUUGUGGACUCGUAAUCGUAAUCACUUUGGUGAUUGGAGACAAGGUAUUGUCCAGUUGAAAGAAAUGGCCUCAAGUUCAUAUAAUAUUGACUUUAGAGUUGCUUUUACUAAACCUGAUGGAGGUUAUUAUGCACUCGACGAUUUAUCAAUUGAAACUGGCUCGUGUCCUGAUUCAGUUGAUUGUGAUUUCAGCUACAAUACUUGUCAAUGGGCUACAUCCAAUUCUAUGGAAACAUUUGAUUGGAUUCGUAUGAAUGGUCAAUUACUAGGAUCGGGUCUUGUUGGACCAGGAAAUGGUCAAGAUGAUAAAGAUGAUGAUGAUUUCUAUCUGUAUGCUUACUUUGAUCCAAGUUUAUCGAUAAAAUCAGCUAUUAUCGAUUCUGGUGAUUUUGACAUUACCCAACAAGAUCAUUAUUGUUUAAAAUUCAAUCUGUGGACAGUUAAUCGGGUUAAAUUGGAAUUAAUCGUUGAAAUGUUACAAAACGAAAAUGAAUUGAAACCAGUGUUUACAUUGAAAGAUGAGGAUUUCCCUGAAUCAUCAUGGCAGCAGGUUAGCACCCUGAUUUACGUGAAUCAUUCAGAUUCAAUGAACGAUUUCCAGUUUUUGCGACUUCGAGCUGUCUAUGUAUCAGAGGAUGAAGAACUUGGACCCGACGGUAAACCGAAACCUCAUCCAUUUGCUGCCAUUGCGAUUGACGAUAUUACAUUUACUGAAGGACUUUGUCAAGGACAAGAACCAACACAAAACCCACCGACAACCACAUUACCUCCACCGAUCACCGAUGAGAUUAAUUGUGAUUUUGAAACUAAUACGUGUGGAUUAUUCAAUGAUCCACUUAAAUCGACCUCUUCUUGGUAUCGAAGAACAUCCGUUCGAACUAAAACUGACGUAACAAAUGUUCCAGCCACUGACCACACUUAUAAUCAACCCAAUGGUCAUUUCUUAUUUUCUCGGUUCCAAAGUAAAGGUGAAAAGAAAAUCAGUGAAUUAUCAACGAAAACAAUUAAGGCUAUUGAUUCAACCAAAGGAGAUUGUCUAUCAUUCUGGUACUACAUUAGAGGAACCAAAUCAACCUCAUUGUCCAUCUCAAUGGUCAGAUCAUCAGAUUCAGUUGAAAAAAUUAUUUGGAAACGGACUAAUAUCUAUGCCGACUAUUGGUACCAGGGAUAUGUUAACAUAGAACCAGUCGAUUAUGACUUCACCUUGGAAAUCAUCGCCGAUCACUCAACUGAUACCGAUUCUGGAAUGGCUUUGGAUGACAUUAUUUACUCAAGUGGCCAUUGUCCAGCUAGUACAGCAAGUGAAAAUUGCGACUUUGAACUAGGUUCAUGUGGCUAUGAUAAUGGUGACGUUUUCAACGAAGUCUGGAAACUUGCCAAUGGAUUUGAUAACAAAUCAAUCACAACCGAUCACACAACUCAAACUGAAUCAGGAUCUUUCUUAAUUGCUCAAUAUGACUCAACGAUAACAGAAGAUGGGGAUGCUAAAAAUGGUUACCUAUUUUAUGAUUCUUUCGUUCAUCCUCAAUAUAAUUGUAUUGAAUUCUCAGCUAAUGUUCACCGUGGUCAGUUAUCAUUUAAUAUUAUAUUUAUGAUUUUUAUGGCUGAAUUAGGAACGAAUGAUGUUACUCUUUGGUCAGCCAACGAAACACAAGGAUGGACAACAGUCAGAUUACCGUUACCGUUUCCUGGUCAAACAAAAAUGCUCGCCUUUCGUUUCAUUGGUCAAGGUUAUGCUGCUCUCGAUGACAUUUCCUUGUUAACUGAAUGCCAACCGGUAGGCUAUUGUAACUUUGAGCGGGACACUUGUGGAUGGACAUCGGGCUCUGAUGAUUAUAAAACAUUUAGACGAGACCACGGGAGAUUAUAUGAUGAGUACAGUCCGUCUCAUGACAUGACCACGAAGAAAGAUUCUGGUUCCUAUGUUGUUGCUAAUUUUGAGAAGAUGAAAAAGCCGACCAGCGAAAAGUACAGUUUGAUCUCCCCCUUAAUCUCACCAAUGACCAAUUACUGUUUAUCCUUUUGGUACUACAAGAAUGGUAAAGAUUUACCGACGCUUCAUGUAAUCCUCAAUCAAUUUUAUUCAAAAAUGAUCUAUUUAAAAACAAUUGACUCUAAGACCAAGUUGGACUUUUGGGAUCGUCUAAGUAUCCAAAUCGACAAAUUAACAGGAAAUCCAUUCACAAUUGAAUUAAGAGCGAGUGUUAAACCGCGAACCUUACGACCCGCUCUAGUUGCUAUCGAUGAUAUUGAACUUUACCCUGGUCAAUGUGCGGACUCUAUCGAGGUGAUCGAUGAGACGGAAUAUUCCUGUGAUUCACAUGCCACAAAAGUAACGGGAAAUUUAUUGUGUGACUUUCACGCUGAUUGUAAAGAUGCUUGGGAUGAAUCUAAUUGCGGCUACAAUUGUGACUUCGAAACAGGACCUUGUGGGUGGAAAGGUGGAGUUAAUCCGAGUGACCAAUUGCGUAUUAUCGACCUCGAUAAGAGCGCCAUUACUCCUCAAUAUGAGAUCAAUUAUCACGAAACUGGAAAAGGGAAAUACUGGAAACUGAAUACAAAAACUUCGAAGACUUUGACCUAUUUAAGUCCAGUGAUGAGAAAUUCGGGUGAACAUUGUUACAUCGAUUUCUAUCUUUAUAUGACCAUUGCCGAUAACGAUGAACCAAAUUCUGAUCUCUCUGAAAUAUCUCAUCUUACGAUUAGUAUAGUUGAUUUAAGAUCAACCCAAGUGACACCGAUUCAUCAGAUAUCCGAUAAUUUGGGCAAAAAUUGGCACUUAAUUCGAUUGUACAUUGGUCGAAUUCCGAGCGAUUUCCGUCUAAGAUUUGAAGUUCUAAGUAAAAAAGCCAACGACCGUAUUGUUAUCGAUAAGAUCACUGCCGAUUCCGCUUGUUUCGCUCCUCGAACUGGUGAUGCCAAUUCAUGUCCAUCUGAUAAAUUUUUCUGCUCUCGAAGUAAAAGUUGUAUUGACCUUUCAAUGACCUGUGAUUAUUGUGAUGAUUGUGGCGAUGGAGAGGACGAAGAAGAUGAUCUGGCUCAAUGUAGCUUAAGGUCAGGUCGAUGUGACUUCAACCAGGGUAAUUUAUGUGAUUGGUCAACUCAAAUCAGUUCAAAUUCAAACCGAAAAGAAAAAUGGAGAUUAGUUGAUUACGAUGAUGACACUUACGAUGUUAGGUCAACAUCUCCAACCCGUGAUCAUACGUUUAAUACCGCUGAAGGUAAAUUCAUGAUCAGCACUGGAACUACUGGGUUACCGAAGUACUCAUUGACUAGUCCGUUACUUUAUCGGCCUGAUCCACAAUCAAUUUGCUCGUUCAACUUUUAUUAUCAAUUCACUGAUUCUCAGUCAGUAAUUAAAGCGGUCAAUUCAUCGGCUAUCGGUCAAUCAAAUCACAAUUACCUCGAGGUUUCAAUUGAUCUUCCACAUUUGAGCUCAACUUAUUCGUUGGAGACAAUUUUGGGCUCAUAUUUACUGGAAUCGCCUCAUUUCAAACGAGCGACAAUUAACAUUGGACCUGAAGUGGUCACUCACAAUAGAUUAUUUCAAUUAAGUUUAUCGGCUGUCCGAUCAUCAGAUUCAUCAGCCUCAUGGGCAGUUGAUGAUGUUUCUUUCAGUUCUGAUUGUAAAUUAGCUGAUUGUUACCUUCGGUGUAGUCGAGAUCAAUCGUGUAUAACUCUUGACCAUCGGUGUGAUUUCAUUUCCGAUUGUGACCCAACAGAUGAGCCAUCCAAUCUUGGCGAGGAUGAAGUUAAUUGCACCUCAGUUAAUUGUCCUUUCGGUCAAGAUGAUACUUGCCAUUGGGAGGUAAUUAAAUCAAAUGAUUCAGAAACAUUAACCUGGAAACUUUAUCAACCUCUAAGUGAUCCAGUUGAUCAACCACAAUUUAUACCCAAAUCAGAUGCAACUAAUCAUGAUGCUUCAGGUUGGCUCUUAAUUUUUGAUUCUCGUGAUUCACUAAUUGCUGGAUCGGCUCAACUUUGGUCGCAAAUGAUUGGACGGACCUCUGCUCAAUGUUCAUUGAGUUUUAAUUACUUUUGUCAACCUGACCAAUGUGACCUUACAAUUUACCUGGAGACGGACAUUGAUCGACCUGAGACUAAUUUAAAACGCAUUUGGGAACCUCAUCAAGUUAAUCAAGAUCUAACAAUUAAAUGGAGACCAGGAAUUGCCCAAAUUGGAGCAAUUAAAUAUGGUCGGAUAUUGAUUAGUGGUUCAAGUGAAUUCAACAAUGAUUCAUUUGCAAUCUCGUUGGAUGAUUUAACCUUCGUUAAUUGUGCACCACCUCAACCCUCCCCACCAGAGACACCCUGUGAUUCAACUAAAUCAUUUCAAUGUUCAAACGAUAAUUGUAUUGAUAAAUCAUUUGAGUGCGAUUUCGUUGACGAUUGUCUUGAUGGAUCAGAUGAAUUAUCUUGUGACAAUUUACCUGCUCGGUGUGACUUUGAAACUCCUUGUGUUUCAUGGAAACCUGAUCCCUAUCGAUAUGACAAAUUCGCAACUAUUUCAUGGGGACAAACAGCUGAUCUUCCCUCUUACGAUCACACCCUUGGUGUUGCUUCAGGUACUUAUUUGAGUCUUUCGGGUUCACAAAAAUCGGUCGAUGUUUGGGCUCGUCACUACUCCCCAGUUAUCAAUGGGUCAAGUGAUGAUUGUUCAUUAAACCUUUGGGUCAAUAUUAUUGAUACCUCAUUGUCCAGUGAACUUGUUAUCUAUCAAAGGUUCAAUUAUUCCACUUCCGGUUAUCAGGUAAUCGCCAGGGUUUCAUCUAGUCAUGUAGGUGAAUAUUGGAAAAAGUAUAACAUUAAACUACCUAAAACUGUUGAUGAAUAUGAAAUUGUCCUGGAAGGAUUCAUAUCGAAAGAUAUUGAUGCGUCGAUCAACAUUGAUGACCUCACAUUGACCAGAGGCUGUUAUCUUGCUGAAAAUGGUACAACCUUACCGGGUGUUGAUGAACCCACGACAUUACCUCCAACAACACCGGGAUCUUUGUUUGAUUGUUAUUAUGGUUACAAACCCUGUUCAUCGGUAGUUAAAUGUUACCCUUUUAAGGCUGAAUGUGAUUUCAAAGAUGAUUGUGGUGAUGGUACCGAUGAGGCCAAUUGUCCGUCGCGUUGUACCUUUGAAAAUGAUUUUUGUGGAUGGAAAAAUAGUAAGAGCGAUAAAUUUGGAUCGUGGAUCAUUAAAAGUGCCAGCAAAACAACUAAACCAAACAUAGAUCACACAGAAGGUGACGAAUCGGGAUACUAUGCAAUAGCGAAGUUUGAAACUGAAGAAACCGAUAUUUCAGUCUCUCUGACCUCACCUCUUUUCUCCUACUCCGGACCAAGGUGCACUUUCACCUUCUACUAUUACAUGACCCUCAAAACAAUCAGUGAUGCCGAUAAACACCCAAGGUUACAGGUUUAUCUUAAUCAGGGCAACACAAGUAAAUUGAUCCAAUCGCUUUGGGGUAAACAUACCGAUGCAUGGUAUAUGAGUUAUGUUAAUAUUGGGCAGCACGAUGGCCCUUUCAGUGUCACUAUUGAAGCAAUUAAAUUAGGUGAAUCAUCUGAUGUGGUUAAGGCGAUUGAUGAUAUUUCUUUUGAUGAAUGUCCGAGUUCAAAGAAAUCAAUAAUGGAAGAUUGUCCAGUUAAUCAAUGGGAAUGUCAAUCAGCUACGAAAUGUUUACCAGUUUAUCAUUUGUGUGAUGGUUUCAACGAUUGUAACGAUGGUCAAGACGAGGUACAUUGUUCAGUUGUCCCAGGUAAUUGUGAUUUCACUAGUUCGUGGAGAGGUCAAUGUUUAUGGACAGAGGUUGAAACUAUCGAAGGAGGCUGUUCGAUUAUCAAUCCCAGUUCGAAGGAUAAUUUCAUUGAAUUUAUCGCAGAUAAAAGUUUCGUUUGUGACUCGACUCUAGUCAGUCCCAAAUUUCCGCCAACGACUCAUGAUAGUUGUCACUUCUCGUUUCAAUAUAAAACUAAAACUAAUUCAGGUGAUACUUGGAUCAAGAUUGGUUUAAUUAGUGAAGGUAAACAUCUUGAAUUAAACAGGUUUAAAGGUAAUCGAGUAUCAAACGAUUGGACAAUUUAUCAUUUAGCAAUUAAUCAUUCAAAAUCUUAUCAAGUUUAUCUUAUUACUUCAAUUACGGAGAGUGAUUCAAGUAUUUACCUUAAAUCAAUACGAUUUUCACCAAAUUGUCCAACUGGAGGACCUUUAACUCUUGAACUUUAUCCUGGUAAAACUGAACCAUGGGAACCAUCAAGUGAAAAACCCUUUGUACCAACGACUGUCCCAACGGCUGUACCAACCACACACAAAGUGACCACUGCAGAACCGUUGACCAUUGCCCCUCCAGUUACCCGGCCAGUACCAACCGAACGGCCAAAAUCAACCACUAAGGCACCUGAACCGGUAACCAAAAGGCCCGAAGAUCAUUGUAACUGUAAUGAUAAUCUGAUUCCGGAAGAAUGUCGGGAGUUUUGUCACAAUAAAAAGAUCGCCCCAUUACCUCAAGGCCAUUCCAAAAAACACUCAAGCGCUUCGAUAUUUUAUAUUUCUCUUGGGAUCAUUGGCUCAAUUGCUAUAAUUGUAAUCACAAUUAACUUUUUAAUGCCAACAAUUAACCGCAUUCGUUAUCGUCGUACAUUAAGAGGAAUACUUGACGAUAGAUUCAAUGAUGAUGGUCAAUUCGAUAGCAUCGAUGGACGUAACUCAAUUAACGACCCAAACUUAUUUGGAUUAUCUGAAACACGAACAAGAUUCGGAAAUUUAAAUGACUCACUUUAAUUAAUCAUUCAAACUAAUUAACCUCUAUGCUGAUUAAGUCUUAUUUCAUUCUUGAUUAACAAUCAAAUCAAAACAAUGCGUUAAUUUUGAAUAAUACUUAUAAAAACAAUCAUGCAAAUGUAAUCACAAUUAAAUCUUUCUAUAGAAUAUUAAAUUUUAGGUUAUGUAA
Panonychus citri (citrus red mite) is the source of this 7983-nucleotide messenger RNA. RefSeq names its product MAM and LDL-receptor class A domain-containing protein 2-like. The record is from RefSeq and is a predicted model, not a curated record. NCBI's taxonomy places the organism in Eukaryota, Metazoa, Arthropoda, Arachnida, Trombidiformes, Tetranychidae. The transcript has 6 exons. Gene Ontology annotation, molecular function: protein binding. Bases 156 to 7814 code for a protein of 2552 amino acids. Gene Ontology annotation, cellular component: membrane.